AAAUAAAAAAUAUUCGUUUCAUCGGCAAGUCUCUGACGCCAAUUCCUGGUUUCGAUUCUCACUUUCCACUCUAAAGACCGAUCUCUAUCAGAACACUCGUACGAAUUGGUUGAAUCGCUCUUUUGCUUGGCUAAAAACAAGGAGUGAUUCGGGGUCUCAUCUUGCUUGCAUCGCCUGGAUUUCACCUCAGUUUAGUUGCAGUUCCUACGCCAAGUUCCAUUAUUGAAUCCUUUGUCCCCCUCAGGCGAAGAAUCUCCUUCAAGAUUUCAGCGAAUCAAAGAGCCCAAGUUUCAAAAUUUCUUCUUUUUUUAUUCUGCUUAACUUCUGUGCUGGUGGGAUGGAUCGUUUUCUCUCUGAUUCACAUUGAAUUGGAAUUACUACCCUACACAGAUGAGAUGGAUGAUGGAGAAAUAUACCAUUCCAGCAACAUUUUCUUCACCAGUCCUUCCAUAUCAAGCUGUUUAAACUUUGAUGAAUUGAGGAACACCAAGAAAUGCACCCACACCCACACCUGCAACCCCCCAGGACCAGCCAUUCCAACUCACACCCACACCUGCUACCACACUCAUACACAACUCCUCUCCGCUGGUGAAGAUGAUGUAGGAGGAGAAAACGAGUUGAAGAAGCCAAAGAAGAGACUUUUGGGCAAUAGAGAAGCUGUGAAGAAAUACAGAGAGAAGAAGAAGGCACAUGAAGCUUACUUGGAGGAGGAAGUGAAGAAAUUGCGCUGUAUAAACCAGCAAUUGUUGAGGAGAUUGGAGAGCAAGGCUGCGCUUGAGGCUGAAAUCCUCAGGCUUAAGAGCCUUCUGGUUGAUCUGCGAGCUAAGGUUGAUGCUGAGCUUGGUCUUUACCCUCUUAAGAUGUGUGGCAGAGAAAACUUGCGGUGCGGCGGCCGUGGUGAGUGUUUAAUGGGGGAUUUGGAGGUGGUGGGUGGGGAACGAAGCUCUGUUCCUGCAGUUUUGGAUUCUCAGAUCAGGCCUAAUGCAGAUUUGUCUCUAAAUUUGGAGGUUGUUGAUGGAGUGCAGGUUGGAGGGAGCAUGUUAUUAGCUCCCUUUCAGGCUAAUUUAAUGGCAUGAGGGUUGGGAAAUUUGAUUCUGAAACUAUUUUGUUUUCAUUAUCAUUUCUUGACCAUGUCCGAAUUGUUAUGUUAUAGCUGUAUUAUAUAUGUUGAGAACAUGGCUGUUAAAUGUUAGGCUCAAAGAAGAAUCAUCAGCCUUCC
Phalaenopsis equestris is the source of this 1219-nucleotide messenger RNA. RefSeq names its product basic leucine zipper 23-like. The record is from RefSeq and is a predicted model, not a curated record. The transcript has 2 exons. Gene Ontology annotation, biological process: regulation of transcription by RNA polymerase II; DNA-templated transcription. Lineage: Eukaryota; Viridiplantae; Streptophyta; Magnoliopsida; Asparagales; Orchidaceae. Bases 396 to 1076 code for a protein of 226 amino acids. Gene Ontology annotation, molecular function: DNA-binding transcription factor activity, RNA polymerase II-specific; RNA polymerase II cis-regulatory region sequence-specific DNA binding.